Microthlaspi erraticum is the source of this 771-nucleotide messenger RNA. NCBI's taxonomy places the organism in Eukaryota, Viridiplantae, Streptophyta, Magnoliopsida, Brassicales, Brassicaceae. The record is from the annotation of a GenBank genome assembly.
AUGGCACCAAAAAAGGGAGUGAAAGUGGCUGCCAAGAAGAAGCCGGAGAAAGUGACGAACCCGUUGUUUGAGAGAAGGCCAAAGCAAUUCGGAAUCGGAGGAGCUUUACCUCCAAAGAAGGAUCUGACUCGGUACAUCAAAUGGCCAAAAUCAAUCCGUCUUCAGAGACAGAAGCGUAUCCUUAAGCAGAGGCUCAAGGUCCCUCCAGCUCUCAACCAGUUCACCAAGACUCUUGACAAGAAUCUCGCAACAAACCUCUUCAAGGUUCUGAUGAAGUAUAGGCCAGAGGACAAAGCCACCAAGAAGGACCGUCUUAUGAAGAAGGCUCAAGCUGAAGCUGAGGGAAAGCCUUCCGAAUCCAAGAAGCCUAUUGUGGUCAAGUACGGACUCAACCACGUGACUUACCUGAUCGAGCAGAACAAGGCUCAGCUUGUGGUGAUUGCCCACGAUGUUGACCCCAUUGAGCUGGUCGUCUGGUUACCUGCUCUCUGCAGGAAGAUGGAAGUUCCUUACUGCAUUGUCAAGGGCAAAUCUCGUCUUGGAACGAUCGUUCACCAGAAGACUGCUGCUUGCUUGUGUUUGACCUCUGUGAAGAACGAGGACAAGCUUGAGUUCAGCAAAAUCCUCGAGGCCAUCAAGGCAAACUUCAACGACAAGUUCGACGAGUACAGGAAGAAGUGGGGAGGAGGCAUUAUGGGAUCCAAGUCUCAAGCCAAGACCAAAGCUAAGGAGAGGGUUCUUGCCAAGGAGGCUGCCCAGAGAUUGAACUAA